AAGUUGGCUGCUUUCCAGAAGAACAUCAGCAUCGCCAAAGAUAGCGGAGAGCAAAUCUUUAGGCACAUUGCCAGGGUCUAAUGAAUUGCAAAGUAAAAAAAAAUAUAAGAUGUUUUCUUAUGAAAUAUUUUGAUCGUUUUUAGAUUUUUAUUAACCGAUGCUCAAUAAAAUUUGGUGCUUCGUUUCCUACAAAUGCGGAGAUUAAGAGUAUUGAUUUAUGCCACUUUUACAGUGUUAUGUACAGUGUUUUGGUGUUCUAAAGGAGAAGAGGAGUGCAUGAAGAGCACAUAUUGGUGCUAUGAGUGUGACACAAAUUCAGACGCAAGAUGUAAAGACCCUUUCAAUUCCACUGCCCAUCCUAAUGAUCUUCCUCCACUUAAACAAUGUGAAGGCUGUUGUGUUAAGAUCGUCAUGUACGCAGCAACGCCAAAAGAAGUCAUCAGACGUACGUGCACUAAAAGUUUACAAAUCAAUCUCUUCAUGGUGGACCAUGUUUGUAUGUAUGAAGGUGGGAAUACUGGCCAUAUGUGCUUUUGCGAGAGAGACAACUGCAACGGAGCCAGGGACUUGGUUAUUCGGGCACCUUUUCUAUGUGCCUUUCUAGGGAUAGUUCUUAUUAACACACUACUUCAUUUUAGGAAUAUUUAAUGCAAAAAAAAGAGUGUAAAAAUGUCAGUUGCUUGGAAUAAGCUGGCCUUGAUAUUUAAUUGGAAAUGAUAUCCGGGAGAUGCAUUCGUUGAGCGCUCGAUUACUAAACUGUCUGCAACAGUUUAAUACGAGUUUCCUAAAGUUCAGAAGUUGUUAUAAAUAGGGGUUUGUUUGAGGAUGAUUUGUUACAAUAGAGGACUGGUGUUAAGACACAGUUUGUUGGCAAUGCCUGCUAACAAUGGAAAAAAAUUUUGCUUUAUUUCGAAUUAAAGAAAUGUUACACACAAAAUACUCAAAUAGUGAAUAUUUUAUUAUUGAAAGAGCUUUUUUGAAUUCCGAAAAUGUAUUGACAUUAUAGUAAUGUCAUUAGAUUCAUGUAAACAUUUAACCUUCAUUUUUGUGCAAGCAAAUCCAUUGCCAACAUUGGUUUUAAGUAUAAAGUAUUGUGUCAGAAAACUAUCGUUCGUAUAUUUUAAUCAUAAUUAUAAUUUAGCAUUUUUUUAAAAUAUCGAUUAUCAAAUCGUUUGCGAAUUUUUAAUCAUUCAUAGAAUUAUAGUUGAGAAUUGUUUAGUACUGGUCUGUUUUACCACUCACAAGGUGAGCUUGCGGUGAGUUUUGUUAAGAAAAAUAUAAAUUUCUUCUUUUUAUAACAAGUUUUUGUAAUUUCCUUGAAUCAGUUAAAGUAAAAUUUUUAACUUAGCUUCUAACACUAAGCAUUUUAAUUUCAUGUAUAUUAAAGGGGCUUUUUCUUACCAUUAUAAUGAAUUCAGAUUGUCGUUAUUCUUGCCAAUAAAAUUUUGAGCUUGUGACCUUUUUUUAAAAUAAACAUAAGUUUUUAUUGCAUUGAACAACAGAAAAAGGAAACAAACUGUAAUGUUUUAAGGUUAAUAGAGCUUAUUGGGAAUUCAAUCUGAGAUAAAUAAGCCUAAAUACCUAUGUAAUUAAAUUGAAGUCGUAUUUGGCUGAUAAUGACGAAACCCAAUAUUAAUUCAAUAACAAUUAGUUUUAAAUAGUUAUUUUAAAUGCUGGUUCUGAUGUUAGUUUAAAUUAAAUAAAUCAGAUGCAGACCUUUGUACAUUCAGGACAUAGUAAUUCUGUUAAAAGCCUAAUUGCGUUAUUCCUAUUAUUAAGGAGCGCAAUUCGUUACCACAGCAGCUGAAAUUGUUAAUUAUUUGCAGUAAAUUUUGUAUUUUGGCAGUUAAAUUACGUAGUUGAAGUAAAAAUAUUUACAUUUUACAGCUUCAAAUUUUUUUGUCGAUUAUUAUAUUUAAUAAUAAAUAAUUGUAAUCGCAUUUUGCAUUGAAAUAUCAUCGGAUUAAUGAGUUUUAUAAUUGUGUUAAAGGGUUGUUUGAUUUGCUUAAAUGUUUUUAGAACCAUAACGAAAGGCGCAAGAAAUAAAACAAGUAUUAAGACUUGUGACGGUGCUCUGAACUAAACAAUUGGGAUUAUCAGUUGGACAAAGACUUUUCGGUUUAUAUCAGUUCAGACUUGGGACAUUUCAAUCAGCGACUCCCCCAAUAUUUUGAGGGUCUAGAAUCCCACGAAGAAGAAGGUAUCGAAGUAUCGAAAGUAUCGAAGAAGAAGGUAUAUUUUUGAGUUGGAUUUCGAAACUUAAAAUAUCUUCUGCACACAAUAGGGUAAACUAACCAGUAAAGGAACACUUAAGCGUCGCUUGCCUUUUAA
Molecule: messenger RNA, 2331 nt
Organism: Parasteatoda tepidariorum (common house spider)
Lineage: Eukaryota; Metazoa; Arthropoda; Arachnida; Araneae; Theridiidae
Product: UPAR/Ly6 domain-containing protein qvr-like
Biological process (GO): regulation of synaptic transmission, cholinergic; positive regulation of voltage-gated potassium channel activity; sleep
Source: RefSeq, a predicted model, not a curated record